CGUCAGGUUCACAAACAAAACUUUUUUGCCAAUAUUAUUUUCAGGGAUUCACUACACUUAAGUUUGAAACGCAGUAUUAUAUUACAUUGGACUAUUAGCACGUAGCAACUAAAAGAAAUAAAUUAAGAAAUCAUGAAGACCAAGAAUCAUACUAAACAUUUGACUCCACAAAAUAUAAUAACAACAUACAAAGAAAGAGUUUCAUAAAGUUUUGAUGGAUCUAUUGAGUGGAGGUGCUGUUGGAGCUGUGAUGGGAGAGAUUGUAAAACAUGCUAUUCAAACAAUCAAAAAGGGUCGAGACUUUGGUCCAACACUUGAAAUGAACAUAGAAACUUUGAACACUUUAGCACCUUUAGUAGAAGAAAUGAAAAGGUACAGUGAUUUAUUGGAUCGAUCCAGAGAUGAAAUAGAGAGGUUAGAGAAACACAUAACAGAGGGUCAAGAGCUUGUAACAAAAAGCAAGAAACUUAACCGAUGGAAGUUUCCUUCUUUCCCACGUUACCAAUCAAAGCUUCAGAAGAAAGAUGAGGCUCUUCAGAGACAUUUGUCUGUUAAUGUUCAAGUUGAGAAUAGAAGGGAUUUGAUGGAAGUGUUGGGUAAGGUGAAUGGAAUUCUUGAGAUUUUGAUGAGAAAGGAGAAUUUGGGUCAGUUUAAUAAUAAUAAUAUUGGGAAUCAAAUAAAGGGUUUGAAUGGUGCUCCUGAAGAGCCUGAAUGUUUGGGAAUGGUUGAGCCGUUAAAUAAGUUGAAGAUUGAAUUGCUUAAGGAUGGUGUUUCUGUACUUGUUUUGACUAGUUUGGGUGGUUCAGGUAAAAGCACACUUGCUAAGAAGAUUUGUUGGGAUCCACAAAUCAAAGGAAAGUUUGAUGGAAACAUCUUCUAUGUUACCGUCUCAAAAACUCCCAAUUUGAACAACAUUGUAAAAACACUAUUUGAACACUGUGGAAGUCAGGUGCCUGAGUUUCAAAGCGAUGAAGACGCAAUUAAGCAACUGAGACAUCUUCUGAGGAAGGUUGGGAGAAAUCCAAUAUUAUUAGUCUUAGAUGAUGUUUGGCCUAGAUCAGAAGGCCUUGUUAAGAAGUUCAAAUUCCAAAUGUCAGAGGAGGAUCUCAAAGGGAAAAAAUUUGUUGAGGAAGAAUCUCAGUCUGAAGAAGAUGAACACCUUUGUGAAAUUGAUGAGGAGGAAGAUGAGCAUCGCAAUCAAGUUUGGCCUCAGAAAGAUGGGAAUCAUGGUAAAGUUCGGCUACAUGAAGAUAAACUGAUGAAAAUCAACGUCGUGCAAAAGAUCAACUUGAGGAAGAUGAGCAACCUGCAAGGACAAUUCAAGAAAGUUUGA
This is a messenger RNA of Cicer arietinum (chickpea), 1333 nucleotides long. The record is from RefSeq and is a predicted model, not a curated record. NCBI's taxonomy places the organism in Eukaryota, Viridiplantae, Streptophyta, Magnoliopsida, Fabales, Fabaceae.